AAAAAAAAAAAAAAAAAAAAACACUUAACAGAUGGACGAGAAUAAUGCAUAUUUAUAUUAUCCAUCACCUUGUGAUUAGGAGUGGAAAAUUCUUCAGGAGUCGAUCGAGAUCUGAAAAGCUAAAAUCAGGGCAUGCCAUUUGAUUUGUUAACGAGUAUCACUCAGUUGAAAAUUGAAAUCCGAAGAAAGAAAUGAAAACGGAAGGUCCCUUUUUGUUUGAGUGAGAAAGAGUUUAACACAUUGUUGGUCAGUCUUCUCUAAGUUUAACAAUUGCUGUCAGAGUCCCUCUCCCAUCCCAUUUUUCUUAUUUCUUGGUUCUUUUCAGAUUCUGUAUUCCCAACUUUCCAAUGGAGGAAUUGAAUGACGACUCGCCUGCUUCUUUUUCAUGGUGGUCUGGUAGCCAUAAUCGUCCCCAUCAAUCGCCAUGGCUUCAAGCCACUCUGUCAGAUUUGGAUGAUAAGAUUAAAACAAUGGUAAAUAUUAUACAGGACGAUGGAGAUUCAUUUGCAGAGAGAGCUCAUGCGUUCUACAAGAGAAGACAUGAGCUUUUAAAGAUAUUGCUGGACUUGCACUCGUCAUAUUGUUCUUUAGCUGAAAAGUACGACCAGCUGAGAUAUGCAGUCAGGGAUUUGUCGAACGAGCCAAUAAUUUCAAAUAACAAAGAAAGCAACAAUUUGAAGAUGGAAGAAGAUAAAGAUGAAAAUUUGAACGGAAAGAGUAAUCUCCAAACGUGGAGCCAAAUGAUGGUAAAGGGAUCGGAACUUAUCGAGGAUAAUCUGAGGCAACAGUUUGAGCUAAUAAAAAGAAAUGAUGAAAACAGGGAAGUGAUAAAACAACUGCGUGACCAAGUCACUAGAUUAAUGGAACAGAACAGAGCAUUGGAUUGCUGUCUUCAGAGUUAUAAAGAGCAGGAGAUGAAAGGAAGCGAAUCUCGCGUCUCCAAGCUCAAGAGCCUCAGUUGCAUUGCCAAGUUUAAUACCUUAUAAUCAUUUAUUAACUACCUAGUGCUCUUCCUUCUUCACCUGUUUCGUUUUUGUUUUUUGUUUCCUUUUUCCAUAUAUGUCAGGGUUGAUGAAAAUUGUUUGCUAUCAUUUAUUGCUCCCGCAUUGGAAUUUCAAAGUGUUCAGUGCGA
This is a messenger RNA of Jatropha curcas, 1132 nucleotides long. RefSeq names its product protein NETWORKED 3C. The record is from RefSeq and is a predicted model, not a curated record. Gene Ontology annotation, molecular function: actin binding. Lineage: Eukaryota; Viridiplantae; Streptophyta; Magnoliopsida; Malpighiales; Euphorbiaceae.